Messenger RNA from Octopus bimaculoides (California two-spot octopus), 3814 nucleotides. RefSeq names its product protocadherin-18. Gene Ontology annotation, cellular component: plasma membrane. The record is from RefSeq and is a predicted model, not a curated record. Lineage: Eukaryota; Metazoa; Mollusca; Cephalopoda; Octopoda; Octopodidae. Gene Ontology annotation, biological process: homophilic cell-cell adhesion. Gene Ontology annotation, molecular function: calcium ion binding.
AUACACAUAUAAACACACACACACAGAUACAUCCCUGCACACACAUGCCCACGCACACACAGACACACACACACACAUCUGCACAGCACAGAUCUCCAAAGACAGACUUUACAUGUUGGGUGUCUGUAAGAGGAGAAGAAGUGGAAUAAUAUUGCUGACAGACAUUCACAGGAAAGAUUUACUGGUGCACCACUGACUGAGUACAGAGUGCAGAGUAGAGAGUACAGAGUACAGUGUAGUGCAGUGUAGUGCAGCGCUGAGUACAACAGUAGAGUACAUAGUAGAGUGGAAAGACAGAGACGAAGGUGACGACGGCGGCGGUGAUGAUGAUGGGGUCAUGGUGGGGUUGUAUGUACCGGUAGAGUGCAGUGGGGAAAGAGAAAAAGACAGAGAGAAAGAGGGAGAGAGGGGAGAGAGGAAGAGAUAGGAAGAGAUACAUGUAUAUAUACAUAUAUGUGUGUAUAUAUAUAUAUAUAAAUAUAUAAAUAUAUGUAUAUAGUAAGAAGGUGUGAGAAAGAGAGAGAAGACAGCAAGAUGCAAGAUGGAACCAAAUCACUGAAGUAAACUCCAGGUUUCUUUGAUUCGUCGUUAAUUCGCCAUGAAGAUGUAUAAAGGUGUGUUGCAGUGGCUUGCACUGUCCUUUUUCUACCAUGAAUGUCGGGCUGUCGACCUCAUUUACCACAUAGAAGAAGAAAAAAGCCCUAAUAGUUAUGUCGGUAAUAUCGCUUCAGACUCCAAGUUGUUAGAGAGUAUUCCAAGCGAAGAACAUAAUCUGGUGAGGUUCCACCAAUUACACCAGAGACAGACAGGAAAUGAUAAUCUUUUUACUGUUUCUAAAACUGGAGAGCUCUACACUGCCCAGAAACUUGAUGCUGAGUUACUUUGUACAUCAAAUACGGAAUGUUUCCGGAUAAUCAAAAUAUCAGUUCGUAGAGUACAGACAUUUAUGAAAAUCUUAAAAAUCAAAGUAGUUAUUGAAGAUGUCAAUGACAAUUCCCCAGAAUUCUUGAAAAAAAGUGUAAAACUAGAUUUUUCAGAAGGAGAUGCCAUGGGCUUAACAAAAUCAAUUCCGAAUGCCAUUGAUAAAGAUGUUGGCGAUCUAAAUUCAAAGAUUAUUUAUGAACUUCAAAGAAAAAUCAAUGAUCCAUUUAAAUUGUCAGUUACGAAAAGGAUGACUGGAAGUUCAAAGUUGGGGUUAAUCCUUACAGAGAGACUUGAUAGGGAGAGAAAAGCUAGUUACACACUUCAAGUUAUUGCCAGAGAUGGUGGCAAUCCAAUGAGACAGGGUAUUCUUCACAUCCAAGUUUCAGUUACAGAUUUGAAUGACAAUUCUCCCCUCUUCACCCAAAAUACAUUUAACAUUUCAAUAAAGAACACACAUCAUAGAAAUACACCCAUUUUAAUUCUUUCAGCAAAGGAUUUAGAUUUUGGAAAUAAUGGAAAGAUCUCCUACCAUUUUAGUCCAGAAACAUCAACUGCUGCCACACAACAUUUCUAUCUAAAUGCUGAAACUGGCGGCAUCUUUGUAGUGAAGAAUUUUACUUCAAGACAAACACAAACGUACAAACUCUAUGUUGAAGCUAAAGAUGGUGGAAGCUCCCCACUGACGUCUAUUGCCAUGAUUUUGGUCAAUGUUGUUGACCAGCAGAACCAUCCUCCAGAGAUAGAUAUUAACUUUGUCACUGAAUUGACAAAGAAUACAGCUUCAAUAUCUGAAGGGAUCAAAGUUGGCAGUUUCAUAGCUUAUGUCAGUGUUAUUGACAAUGAUAUUGGACAGAACGGUGAGGUGGAAUGUAGCCUACACCAUGAUAAAUUCCUUCUUUUAGAUUUAGGAUCAAAUGAAUAUAAAAUUACGUUAAAGAAAUCUGUUGACAGAGAGAAACAAGAUAGGUAUGACAUAACAAUUUCUUGCGAAGACAAAGGGUCCCCUCCUUUACAGACUCAGAGACAGUUCUCCAUUGAAGUGAUGGAUGUCAACGAUGUCCAGCCACAGUUUACAAGAGAGACAUUCAAAUUCCUGACUUACGAAAAUGAGAAACCCAAUUUCCCAGUUGGUUUUAUUGAUGCAACUGACCCAGACAUUGGCCUGGGAGGGACACUCGUAUAUUCCUUGUUUAGUAACACAGGAAACAAUUUACCAUUUAUUAUUGCUGAUUACGGUUUCAUCUCUACAAACAGACCGUUAGAUCGUGAAAAACAGGAAGCAUUUAGAUUCAAGGUUUUUGUCAGAGACAGUGGCGACCCUUCCUUAAAUAACACAGCCAAUGUGAUUGUCGAAGUUCUUGAUGAAAACGAUAAUGCCCCUUACUUUACAUUCCCUAGUGUUAAUCCUUUUAGUCUUGAUGUUCAUUAUUAUCCUCAGAGCAAGAACGACAUCACAGUUCUGAAGGCUUCUGAUAGAGACAGCCGCGAAAAUGCCUUCUUAAAGUAUGAAAUACUUGACGGCAAUACUAAACAACUGUUUAAAAUAAACCCUUACACAGGAGUAAUGUCCUUUUCACGGACAGUUUAUCAAAACGAUGCCGGGUCUUAUAAACUUCUGUUGGCUGUGAAAGACAACGGUACGCCAGCAUUGUCUUCAACAACCACUCUUUCUUUGACAUUAACUGUUAGUAAUAAAACCUCAACAAAACUGAACUCUGCUCAUCUCCCGUCGGACAAUACCGUCGAUGCCACCAUGUUGAUAAUCAUUGUCGUAGCAGCUGUGAUAGUGUCUAUAGUUGUUGUGGUAUCUGUUACAUUGUGUAUUGUGAGAUGUAACAACGAGCAAAGUAACCAGGCAAGACCUGGAGUUAGCACGGCCAUCCCUUGUAAUCGUGAAAAAAGUCACUAUACAACACAGACGAAGAAAACCAUUCCAGCGCCUCGGCACUCAGUGGAGAUGCGCAACAGGAAUAUUCUGUUGAUGGAAUCCAACAACGAGUUUUAUCCACAGUACGAGUCCCAAAAUGACUGGAUAAUACCUUCCACAGAAAGGAAGUCUCCUUCAACAUUAUUGCUGACCGACCGAAUUCCAAGAUCUGAAAUAUACUCUAUGAAAGCGGCUUGACCAAAGGAUAUAUAUAUACAUGUCUCACAAACAAGAACACUAAAAAUGAACCUGACCUCUCAAAAAUUAAGUAAAAAUAAAACAGUAAAAAUAAUCCAGAAUCCAUGUCUGGUACCGGAUCGAUCCUAAAAUCUAAUCAGUUCAUACCAGUCAUGAGGCCAAACAUCCCUGAAAAUUUCAUCUGAAUCCAUCCAGCAGUUCUUGAGAUAUCUUGUCCAUGGACAAACAAACAAACACGACUGAAAACAAUAAUAAUAAUAAUAAUAAUUGAUGCCCGGAUGCAGUACCAGGCAGUGGCUCUCAUGGCUUCUCAUCUUAACUGACUGGAAGUGUUAUCAUCUACAUUGUUUUGUUUUUGUAUAAAAGAUGGGCUGCAGCAAAUAUUCUGCUCAAUAUCACAGAUUUACUUGUCAGUUGUUUGACUUUAACCAGUUGAGCAUGUCCCUUGGUGGCUGACGAUAUGUGCAUCUCUGAUCAGGAGCAGAAGUAGUGGGGGAGUAUCAUGGCCAUGUGUUGAGAGGAACUCUUUGGGGUUUGAAUAAUUCACCUCUGGAAACAUGGGUGUUUCGUUCAACAUCCUUAAACAACCCUUAUUCAGGGACCUUUUGAGCGGGAUGGGCUACUCGACCUGAAUAAAAUUCUAACUAGACCCCACUGCAAGGUCAUGCACUGUUUAUCUUGAUAUGAGAUCACCAUGUGGCGCACAUGUGGUUGUGAUGCAUGUGCUUGGUGUACCCUUAGUACUUAGGUAGUCAUGAUGGGUAU